AUGAAUCAAUCUGCCACGUACACGGUUCGGAAAGACUUGUUAGUAAGUAAGGCCGACAUGAAUUCGCAGACAAGCCAAAGAUCUUCGCUGUACGUCUGUCCCUACUGUGUAGGUGCGUCUCUGCGAUACACAACAAUCUAUCGAGCGAUAUUGUUGCUGGAAAGGAUUUAUCGAUUCGCACCACAUCACGUCUUGGAUAAAGAUGAGUUCCACGUCAGCACCCAAAAUGGGCCAGACACUCUAAGAAAACGCCAAGGUGCAACAGCAGCGUGUAAUGGUAAUUUGGUCGGGCAUGAAUUGACAUGUGUUGCCAACGCCUGCUAUCUUGACUCGAUCUUCGCCGUUGGUGAUGAUGAGCUCUGGCCAGGCCAAAAGAAGACAAGAUGGUUGCAUCGACCGAACGUAGCGCCCGUUCAUGCGCGGCCGGCGGCACCCGUCGGUGCAGAAGCCGAGAAGUGA
Molecule: messenger RNA, 459 nt
Organism: Bipolaris maydis ATCC 48331
Lineage: Eukaryota; Fungi; Ascomycota; Dothideomycetes; Pleosporales; Pleosporaceae
Source: RefSeq, a predicted model, not a curated record